GCUAUUGAGUCGACACACCGGUAACCCGCCGUCUUGUUGUACUCCUUGCGUUCAGUCUUCAGCCUGAACCAUGGAGAAGCAUCAUCUGCUGCGUCGUGAUCCCAACUGGCACCCGAACGGAUGCAACCUUUGUGGCCAGCUGGGGCAUCAAGCAGCCAACUGCCCGAACGGAACAAUCAACUGGCGGCAGAUCUACGGUGAUGAAGCCUUCAUCCUGCGCCAGCCCAUCUACUUUUCGGACAUCCAGGAACGCAUAAAGUUUAAAGAGGAUGGGAUGAAGGACCUUGAGGCACGAGCACAAGCAUACGCCAAGGCCAAAGCUGAGGAGCAGGGUCUCAGCUGGGCAGACAUCAUGGCCAGGGCGGAGGAGCUGCGCAACAAGGACCCCUCGGAGGUCAUUCCCCGGGCGCCGCCCACAGCAGCCGCCGGCGACGAGUCGCUGCCCGCCGGGUGGGCGGUUGCGACCGACCCAGCGGGUCGGCAAUACUUUUGGCACAAGAAGACGCAGAAGGUGCAGUGGGAGAAGCCCACGGAGGACACACCCAUUAACUAGCGGGCUACCAGGCUGCUGUAGUGCUGCAACACAGACGAGUACUGCACAGCGGCUUUAAACGAGCGGGACUAGGCAGCUAUUUGGCUUCUGCUGUCGUACUUACGGACGGCAGCAGCGAGCCAUACAUGCUGUAGCAAGACUGGACUGGAGGCGCAAGGCUUCGGACGAGGGUGUGCAGACAUCGGGUUAUUGGCAUUUAAUGGCAAGCUGGCAGGCUUGCGAUCAGGGGGCCGAGCAGUGCUGGUAGUAGCUGGCACAUGACGACCCUCCAUCCAGCAAAGCAGAGCAAAGCAGGCAGCACUGGGCGACCAGACGGAACAUGACAAGGCGGGGCACGUGACAAGGCGGACAUGGCAAUGGACCAGCAGCCGCUUGGGGGCCGCAGCGGAGGCCGUGCGCUGGGGCGAUGGAUUGUUGUAGGCCGCCGCUGAGCCGCAGGCGGGGAGCUGGUUGCGGAGGGCAGGGGCAGCUGCUGUGGUCCUGUGUGUCAGCAGCAGCAGCAGCAGGCGAGUGAGGACUGCAGGGGCGGUAGCACGGGUAGCGCAGCUCGGGGGCAGCACACCCUGGCAGGAUAGUGUACCCUGCCUGGGUACUCUGGUAUAUGAUAGCCAGCGGGCGCUCUUGGACUUGACGAUGGCGAGCCGAGGCAGCAGCAUGGGGGGGGGUGAGGCCUGGGGCGCAUGAGCUCACGGCAAGCUGGGAUCUGGGAGGGUUGACCCGAGGAGUGGGGAGCACUGGAGGUCAGGGUCACGUGCCCCUGUCGGCAGGCGCAGUGGGCAGAGGAGGGGUGGCCGCUACCCUGUCGAGCCCUUUCGGGUCACUGAGGGACGCCCUGUGUGGCGGUCUGCGUGGUGGAGGAGCUGCAAGAAAACGCAGCUGAGGACGCACAGCUAAGUAGGGCGGUAAACCGGCAUGCACAUACAGUUGUGGAAGUGGGGGGUUAUUGCUUUCGAGGCCAUGAGUUGACGGUUACGGGAAACUGCUGCAGUAUCAGGCACUGUUUGAUUGUCACGGCAGCUGCUACGGACGAAACUUUGACAGCGAGUGGGAGCACGGAAUCCCAGUUAUUUGCUGCACACAGGCAAAAAUACGACUCCUGGACGGUCGUUCGUGACGCUCUGCCGGCUAAAAAGGACUCUGUUGAGCGUGGCUUGUUUGCUUGUAUGCGUGUGACCAGCCCUCGGGUGCUCGGGCAGGCUAACCGGGGGUCCGGUAACUACCGGUAUUGGGCUGCGGGGCCAGUGGCGGUUACAGUGUUGUUGCACCUGCUGCUGCCUGCCUGCCCUGUGCAUGCAGCAGGGCGCUACAAAGGAGUGGUGGUAUACGUGCCGUUACAUUGGUGGUGGUCGCCUAGAUUGCAUCUUGACGAGAAUGCGGGGAUGUUUAGUCGCGGAGGAUAUUGUAGUGCAGUGAAUGUGCGGACGGCAAGGCCUCCCUGCUUCCAUUGGCGUAGGAUCCCUGCGCUGUGGAUUCCUUGUUGGAUGCAGUUGGGCCCGUGACGCUGGGCAUGCCUUGCCAGCGCUAGCCUUAUUGGGUUUUGUUGGUUGUACGGACCGAGUACGGGCAGAGUAGGCAUCAAAUCACGCCGAGUGAGAGAGAGCAGUCCCCUGCAAGGGCAUCCCCGUGAAGGAUGUCAGGCCGU
Astrephomene gubernaculifera is the source of this 2195-nucleotide messenger RNA. The record is from the annotation of a GenBank genome assembly. NCBI's taxonomy places the organism in Eukaryota, Viridiplantae, Chlorophyta, Chlorophyceae, Chlamydomonadales, Astrephomenaceae.